This is a messenger RNA of Thlaspi arvense, 1227 nucleotides long. The record is from the annotation of a GenBank genome assembly. Lineage: Eukaryota; Viridiplantae; Streptophyta; Magnoliopsida; Brassicales; Brassicaceae.
AGCGAAUCAGAGACGCGGUCGUUAUAAAACGCUAUUCCCGUAGCGCGUUUUGCUUCUUCUUCUCCACUUCCUUUUUUGACUGACCUUUCGCUCAAUCAACCCAAUCGAAUCAAAUUUUAAUCCUUUUCCCUUUGGGCGUCCGAGUCCUCCGAUGGCUUUGACGGAGGAAAAAUCAGAUUCCGAUGGCCGGCGCUGGGGUUUAUUCAAGCUUCCCUUUCGAAACUCCAACAGUCAGGCCAGCUCUUCCUCUUCCAUGGCUACUUCUUCUUCUUCGUCCGCACCAUCUUCUGAUCUCAAUCAAAAUUACAUUCACCAAUCUCGCCAUUUUCGCUAUCACGGACCUCCCGCUGUCGAAGGAUUGGGUCAAAACCAAAACCAUCAUCAACCCGCAACGACUAUCCCUUCGAUGUCCUCUGUCGCGAGAUCACUUCUUCCAACGAAACGCCGCUUGAAGCUUGAUCCUCCGGCCAAACUGUACUUCCCUUAUGAGCCUGGGAAGCAAGUGAGAAGCGCCAUUAAGAUUAAGAAUACGAGCAAGUCACAUGUAGCUUUUAAGUUUCAAACAACGGAACCAAAGAGCUGCUUCAUGCGUCCGAAUGGUGCUAUUCUUGCUCCUGGGGAAGAAAUCAUCGCAACUGUUUUCAAGUUUGUUGAGGCACCUGAGAACAAUGAAAGGCCGAUGGAAAAGAAGAGCGGGUUUAAGUUUAAAAUCAUGAGCCUGAAGAUGAAAGUCCCAACGGACUAUAUGCCUGAGCUGUUUAAGGAACAAAAAGAUCAAGUCUCUGAGGAGCAAGUAAUGCGUGUGGUAUUCUUGGAUCCCGAAAGCCCUAACCCUAUGAUGGAGAAACUGAAGAGUCAACUAGCUGAAGCGGAUGCUGCAGAUGAAGCACGGAAGAAGAAAGCACCAGAGGUUAUUAGUGGUCCAAAUCUAAUUGGGGAAGGACUUGUGAUUGAUGAAUGGGUGCGUGUGACACAAAUGCCAUUCUUUUACAUAAGCAACGUCGAGAGAGAUAUCUUGCACAGCAACAAGGAUGAGGAGUAGACUCAGCUUGAAACCAAAAGUAUCACAAAUACAAAAAAGAAUGUGUGUGUGUAUGUAUGUAUGUGUGAAAAGAGAGAAGAUUAUUGUAUUAAUGGUCACAAUUAUCAAAAAUAACCAAAGCUUUGAUUGGAAUAUAGCUGAUACAGUUAUUAAUGAAAAAUAACCCUAGAUAAGUUGAGAUCAAA